UUCCAAAAGUGGAUUCAGACAGCGAAUCAGGAAGCCGGCCUCGCUGGCUCCUUUGCCUCGGUGUAUAAAUAGUGGACCUCAACCCACUGCUUUUCUCAAAGAAACGAAGAUCUCCACUUUUUGGGGGUUUCCCUCGUUCCAGCGAUCCAAAGCCGAGGGAUACCGAGCCUUCAUUAAUGGCGACUAAGGUUUACAUAGUGUAUUAUUCCAUGUAUGGACAUGUUGAGAAGCUAGCAGAAGAGAUCAAAAAGGGUGCCUCAACUGUCGAAGGAGUAGAAGCUAUAUUGUGGCAGGUUCCUGAGACACUCCCAGACGAGGUGCUUGGAAAGAUGGGUGCACCCCCUAAAAGUGAUGUUCCCAUUAUCACACCACACGAGCUUGCUGAGGCUGAUGGGGUUAUCUUUGGAUUCCCAACUAGAUUUGGUAUGAUGGCAGCACAAUUCAAAGCUUUUCUUGAUGCAACAGGAGGGCUCUGGAGAGCACAGCAGCUUGCAGGCAAGCCUGCAGGAAUCUUCUAUAGCACUGGAUCCCAAGGCGGUGGUCAAGAGACCACUCCUUUGACAGCCAUAACCCAACUUGUUCACCAUGGAAUGAUCUUUGUGCCAAUUGGGUACACCUUCGGUGCUGGAAUGUUUGAGAUGGGGCAGGUCAAAGGUGGCAGCCCAUAUGGAGCAGGCACAUAUGCCGGGGAUGGUUCAAGAUUCCCAUCUGAGCUUGAACUUGAGCAAGCUUUCCACCAGGGGAAAUACUUCGCAGGCAUUGCCAAGAAGUUCAAAAGUUCCUCGUGAUUUUUGCCUUUCUCGUUGGAUUAUCAUUCGGUUAUGGAAUAAUAUAGACGUUUUGUUGAUUAUUAUAACGUGUCGUUUGUUCUUUGGUGAACUGGCUUUUCUUCAUUAAUAAAAUAUCUGAUUGGCUUCAGAUGCUGCCUUUAGUUGAUAA
Molecule: messenger RNA, 939 nt
Organism: Elaeis guineensis (African oil palm)
Lineage: Eukaryota; Viridiplantae; Streptophyta; Magnoliopsida; Arecales; Arecaceae
Product: probable NAD(P)H dehydrogenase (quinone) FQR1-like 1
Cellular component (GO): membrane
Molecular function (GO): NAD(P)H dehydrogenase (quinone) activity; FMN binding
Source: RefSeq, a predicted model, not a curated record